Danio rerio (zebrafish) is the source of this 1859-nucleotide messenger RNA. RefSeq names its product solute carrier family 35 member F6 (gene slc35f6). NCBI's taxonomy places the organism in Eukaryota, Metazoa, Chordata, Actinopteri, Cypriniformes, Danionidae. Gene Ontology annotation, cellular component: membrane; mitochondrion. The record is from RefSeq and is marked provisional. Gene Ontology annotation, biological process: transmembrane transport; positive regulation of cell population proliferation; negative regulation of mitochondrial outer membrane permeabilization involved in apoptotic signaling pathway. Gene Ontology annotation, molecular function: transmembrane transporter activity.
ACAGGGGGAACGACCUGUUUAGAUUGCUGUAGCCAUCAGCAAGAAAGGCACAUCUCAAGAUAUCUUGAGUGUCUGAUGCUCGCGCUCACUCAGCCCCACACUUACGAUGAAGUGGACAAAAUAUCAGCUCUUUCUCGCCGGGCUGAUGCUCACGACAGGCUCUCUAAACACACUCUCCGCAAAAUGGGCUGAUAUGUUCUCUGCACCUGGCUGUCAUGGCAGCCCAGAUCAUGACUUCUCUCACCCGUUUGUGCAGGCUGUGGGCAUGUUUUUGGGAGAGUUGUCCUGUCUCGUGGUGUUUUACAUUCUCCUAUGUCAUGACCGGCGACGACCCGAGCCCACUAUGGAUCCAGGCGAAAGUUUUAACCCACUGGUUUUCCUCCCUCCUGCUCUUUGUGAUAUGUUGGGAACAUCCAUCAUGUAUGUUGCACUUAACAUGACCAGCGCUUCCAGUUUCCAGAUGUUGCGAGGAGCUGUGAUCAUCUUCACUGGACUGCUAUCUGUAGCAUUUUUAGGACGCCGGCUGAAACCUAGCCAGUGGUUUGGGAUACUAAUCACCAUUCUUGGUCUGGUGGUGGUUGGACUGGCUGACUUUGUAAGCGGCCAUGGUGACGACUCCCAUAAACUUAGUGAAAUUAUCACAGGAGACCUUUUGAUCAUCAUGGCUCAGAUCAUUGUUGCUGUUCAGAUGGUCUUGGAGGAGAAGUUUGUUUACAAGCAUAAUGUGCAUCCACUCAAGGCUGUUGGGACUGAAGGUGUUUUUGGGUUUGUCAUCCUCUCUCUCCUCCUCAUCCCGAUGUUCUUCAUCCACGUGGGCAGUUUUGCAGAUAACCCUCGUCAGGUCCUUGAAGACACCCUUGACGCCUUCUGUCAGAUUGGUCACAAACCUCUCAUUUUGCUGGCACUUCUGGGCAACACCGUGAGCAUCGCCUUCUUUAACUUUGCUGGCAUCAGCGUGACCAAAGAGAUCAGCGCCACCACUCGCAUGGUGCUGGACAGUCUACGUACACUGGUCAUCUGGGUCGUGAGUUUAGCACUGGGUUGGGAGAAAUUCCAAGGCCUACAGAUUCUAGGCUUUAUUAUUUUGCUCUUGGGUACAGCAAUGUACAAUGGACUCCACAAGCCUUUGAUGGCCAAAAUGCCCUGCUUUGCAAGAGAGCAGAUAACAGAAGAAGGAAACGUCCCAGAGAGAGAGAGACUGCUGGGUGGAGAAAAGGCUGAGGAGAACUAAUACUGGACUUUGCAAUCAACACAAUUUUUUAGUUUUAACAGUUAUUUCCAUUUUAAGGGAGAAUCAGAUUUUAACAUUUUUUUAAAUAAGUGUUUGAAUUCACACUUGGGAGUCAUCACUACUUACUGCCUAAUGCCAUUAUUUUUGUUGGCAUGUGGUUAUUGAAAGGGACAGCAAUGCUUAGAUUUUACAAUGGUUUUAUGUGAAUUGUCACUUUUAAGAAAGGGAUUGAAGCCUUUUUUUCUUGAUUUAUAAUGCCAAAUAACAGAUAGAAUAACUAUAUUUGAAAGUUUUUAAUCCUGUGUUUUAUAGAUUUUACAUCGUGCUGUUGUUGGGAGCAAGCUGUUUCUCUAAACAUUAUUUUUUAAUUACAUGUGAAACGGGUAUCAUCAAGGAAGUCUUCUGUUAGUCUAUGUAUUUUUAAAAACAUGAGGAGAUGCCACUAAAUAUCAAAACACAAGGUUGCUGAAUCGCAGAACUGUGUAGUUUUUACUCUGUGUAUUAACCUGACAUCUGUUUCAUUUGAUAAAUCUUUCCUCUGCAAAUGAGUGUAAAUUCCUUACAUUGUUGAAGAAAACAUUUGUGUGCCGUGGAUGCAUUUGUUUAUGAUAAAUGAAAUGAACAUAAA